CACACGCCACGCUCACCCCACCACCACCAUUGCUCGCACGCCCACAAGCGCACCCAGCCAUCCCGACCUCCUCUUUCUCUUUCGCUUUGCAUGUCAACGCGAACAAAAAGAGACCACACUCCUUCCACCAUCGUCUUCUCCCCACGAACCUUCCUCCCCACCACCGUCACUCUUCUCCGCUUCCACUCGCGCACGUCGCACAACAUAUAAAGCCGGCCACAUCACUCGCCACUGGUCGCAGCUUCAACGCCCACCAGCUCUCCUGCCUCUGCUCCACUCUGUCCGGGUCACGAUCUUGGAGGAGCUCAGAGGACAUGGCGGCGUCAGCGCAUACUAGUGGCGGCGGCAGCAAGAAGCGCAAGCACGAGCUCGGGCACCUCCACGAGGACAUGCUCGAGCGCGUGCUCGCGCGCCUCCCGCCCGCCAGCUUCUUCCGCCUCCGCGCCGUGUGCCGCCGCUGGCGCGACGCCGCGGGGUCGCCCGCCUUCCUCGCCGCGUGCUCCCACGUCCCCGCCCGCGACCCCUGGUUCCUCAUGCUGUCCGAGAGCCAGGAGGAGCGCCGUCCCGCCGUCGCGUUCGAUGCCGCCGAGGGGGCCUGGGCGCGCUGCCAUGCUCCCCCGGGGCCGGUGCCCGUGGGCGCCGCGGGCGGGCUCGUGCUCUACCGCGCGCCCGACACCGGCGCGCUCACCGUCGCCAACCCGCUCACCGGCGCCUCCCGCGCGCUCCCGCCGCCCCCGCCGGCCACGCUCCAGGCCGUCGCCAUGUACGGCUCCCCCUACCGCGUCGUCCUCAUCCUCGGCAAGCUCACGGACCUCUCCAUGUCCGCGUUCGACCCCUCCACCAACACUUGGGGCGACGCUGUGCCGCUCUCGCGCAAGCCAGACGCCUCUCCCGCCGAAGCGCCGGCCCCGCGUGACGACAACGACGAAGACGUCAACGACGACGACGACGACGGCACGGUCUUCUUCCUGACCAAAUCCGGCACCAUAAUGGCCUCCACCACGCAGCGGAGCCCAUCGCGGGAGCACUCCUCCGCCGUGACGUGCCGCCCCAACGGCUCCAACCCCGUGGCCUACUUCCUGAGCGGCACGGGCGCGGUGGUGUCCUGCGACCUUGCAUCCCGCGCGUUCUCGGAGCUCCCGCGGAUCCUGCCCGCCCACUCCGAGCACUCCAUCGACGUGGCGGCCUGCGGCGGGCGCGCCUACGCGGUGGUGCUCACGGAGUACCUGGACACGGCCAGCCUGCGGGUGUGGGAGUUCGUGGGGGGCGCGUGGACGCAGGCGGCGGCCAUGCCGCCCGCCAUGUCGCACGGCUUCUUCGGCGCCAAGGCCGACGUCAACUGCGUCGGCCACGGCGGGCGCAUCAUGGUCUGCGUCAGCUCCGCCGAGGCCAACGGCAGCUUCUUGUGCGACGUGGCGAGCAACCGGUGGGAGGAGCUGCCGAGGUGCACGGCCGGCGACGGCGCGGUCACGGACUUCGUGGCGGCGUUCUCCUUCGAGCCGAGGAUGGAGGUCGCCGUGUGAUGGCCGGAUCCUCCUCGCUGGUCACUUCCAGUUGAUGUGUAGUGUACGUAGGUAGAUGAGAUGGUUCGUGACAUUUGUCCAGUAAUUUCGGAAUUGCUUCACUGGAAUCAGAUCGCUCGCCUGUCUCCUCCGGUGCGCGCAUGUGUUGCCAAUUCUGCAUCUGUUGCCACCGGCUUCCGCUGUUCUCUUGA
Messenger RNA from Lolium perenne, 1714 nucleotides. RefSeq names its product F-box only protein 13-like. The record is from RefSeq and is a predicted model, not a curated record. Lineage: Eukaryota; Viridiplantae; Streptophyta; Magnoliopsida; Poales; Poaceae. Gene Ontology annotation, molecular function: protein binding.